AAAAAAAAAAUCCCAGACUUCUGCCUGUCAAAAAGCCUUCCGGUCCAAUCCCGUCGCAACUCGCCCCAUAUCUUCACCGCAUAGCCGCCGCCGCCGCCGCCCUCUGAUCUCCCCCUUCUCUCGUCGACGCGGCGAGUCUGCUUUGCGCCCAUCCGAGGCGGAGGCCAACAGAUCAAGGAUACACUACAGCAUACUUUGAAGAGUUGUCCUGUGCCAAAUCAAGAAAGAAGGCACCUUUUGCCUGGAAUCAUGGCACCAUCAGCAUCCACUGGUCAGAAAGUCAACCUGAAGGGGUACAAGACCCUACCCCAUGCUAUUCAGCUGGUAACGAUGAUGUCGGGGACGUCUUCAGCUUCAACAUUGACGAUUGGGGACCAGAACAAGAAGUUCAAGGUGAGCCGUGCUUUGACGUGGAUGGUGGUUAUCUGCAUACCGGCUACUUUCAUUGCCAUCACAUCAGGUUCGGCCUACAGGAUGUAUAACAAACCCAUCUGGGCUGCCGGCUUCCCAUCGAGGCUGCCAGUUGUCUUGAUGUUGGGAGCUUACCUGGCAGUGGUGAACCUGGCGCUGGGGUACUUGACCCUCUACUUGCCACAGGCACCCUUCGCUGUGUGGAAAGCUCUGGAUGAUGUUGGUCUCAGGUUGAUUGGCCUUGCCGUUAUCUUAAUCUCUGGCCCUGUUUUGUUGUCUGCCCAGGCGUGGCUGCACAUCAUCUGGGCUUGCCUUCUUGGCGUCCUCAUUGCUGCCAUCCUUGCCUUCUGUGUCUGUCUUGCUCGGACGUACAGCAAGUAGCCUCUUGCUACCAUGGCUUAGAUGCCGCCUUUUAGGCCCGUACGUGCAGUACGGGCCUGUCCUCGUAAACUAGCUAGCGGCUUAGAUGCCGCCUUAGACCCGUACGGGCAGUAGCGGCUUAGAUGCCUUCUUAGACCCGUAUAUGGGGCAGUACGGGUCUGUCUUUGUGAACUAUACUAGCUGUCGUUUGCUAGUAGGAUAAUAAUGUCGUCUCUUCAAGGUGAAGUCACUCUGUAAACAGUCUGCUGCUCGUGUGUUAUUAAUUAUUAUUAUUAUUGUCUUUUU
This is a messenger RNA of Triticum urartu, 1077 nucleotides long. RefSeq lists its product as uncharacterized. The record is from RefSeq and is a predicted model, not a curated record. NCBI's taxonomy places the organism in Eukaryota, Viridiplantae, Streptophyta, Magnoliopsida, Poales, Poaceae.